Diprion similis is the source of this 4750-nucleotide messenger RNA. RefSeq names its product transmembrane protein 132E (gene dtn). The transcript is spliced from 10 exons. Bases 102 to 3932 code for a protein of 1276 amino acids. Lineage: Eukaryota; Metazoa; Arthropoda; Insecta; Hymenoptera; Diprionidae. The record is from RefSeq and is a predicted model, not a curated record.
UGCGGCGGUAAAGUGUGGCCUCUUUUCGACUCUCGCCACUUAUCGCGAGGGCUAGAAAGAACAAGAAGAAGCAGCUACGCUAUGUCUAGGUUCGACUGAACAUGCCGGCAUCCUCAUCUCCUAACAGCUAUCGAGACGCGGCCGGCCUCAUGGAUGUAUGGAUACUCUUCCUCGCAAUUGCCGGCGUUGCUGCGUCAGUCGAGGUGCACUUCGAGAACAAGGAUGGCGGAUUCUUCCUGAAGCACACACCAAGGCAGUCGUACCCAGCGCAGCCGGACUCGAUCCCGGUUCCACCGAUCCUGGCGCCAGGUCCUGCGCCACCGGGCUCGAUCCUCUCCAUCGACACCUUCACGGUCUUCCAGACCAGCGAGCCGGCCUCGGUCCGCGCUACCUAUGGACCCUUCAGCACUAAGCAGACCGUUCCGGCACGGUACAUAGUCCCUGACCCUCUGGACGCUCUUCCGGGACCAGAGAUGCGGCGAAACUUGACAUCCACGACGGCCCUCCUCGAUGCCCAGGAACUCAGCGCCAGGCACCUCGACAUGUCGGCUCACCUAGUGCGGCCCAGUGUUCCUCGGGACUCACCGGUGCUCAGAGUGCUCUUCCACGCCGGAAGUGAGGCCGGCGGUCGGCGGCAGGUUCUGCUGGCUCGGCACCAGCGGGUCUGCGUCGUUCUCCACGCCUCCCUCGCCGGAAGGACGCCACUUACCGCGGCCUGCAGCCCCGACGGCGAGGACGGCGUCUGCCUCGCCCAAAUCACCAUCCCCGCCGCUUGGUGGGCGCCGCUUCCACCCCCGGAUGCCUCCGGCAGGGUCAAGGUCGCCAAGACCCUUCCAAGGCUUGUUCAAGUCGCGUAUUCCGUACUCGAGCCCAGGACCGAGAGCGACGGUGGCUGCCAGCCCAGGGUUCAGAUCCAACCUGUCACUCCAUUAGGACAGGUUCCUCUCGCUCCGAACAGGGCUGCUUACAAGGAGCUCAGGACUGAUGACUCCUUGACGCUACUGGUACCCCACGCGCCACUCUAUCCGAGGUCCCGACUCCAUGUCCCGGCGUUUCUACACCCUAGACAAGGCGCCUUUGUCGCUGCUGUCAUCAUACGAGCCAGGGUGAAAUCCGGCGUACGAAUAUUGGGCGCCACAUCCAGCAGCCCGGAUUGGACGGUCAAUGUUGAAGUUAAUGGAAAGUACACAGCCGCCACCUUCACCGCAAUACGAAAGGAAAACGCACCCCGUCCACAGAACAUGUCCGCAGAAGAGAUCCUAACCAUGCUCCUCGAGGCGAGCGAGGAGGGGGCCGGGGGCAGCAGGGACGGGGGUCGAGUUGUCUGGAGCGUGCGAUACGAGCUCGAGGGCGAAGAUGAGGACGGAUCCCCGUCUGGGUCAAGCCAGCACCACCACAAUAUCGACCGAAGGAAACUCCAGGCUCGUCUCGAAAUCCAGAAGGACGAUAUCCAGGCGGUUUUGCCAAUCUCUAAGAACUGGGAAGUGAUGAACACCGCGGUUUUGACUGGCCGGCAGGUCUCCCAGGCGAUGAAGGUCUUCAUAGUGAGCCAGGCAGGCAAAGUGGCCGACGUCACUCUGCAGUCGUCCUGCCACUCGGAGGACGAGAGUGUCCUUAAGGUGUCGUCGUCCUGCAGUAGCGUGUACGUCGACGGUUCGGAGAUCCGAGGAUCGAGCAACGCGUCUGUUCUAGUCAAGUACGGAACGUAUACGGGUCUGGCUCGCUUCACUGUCUGGAUGCCGGAGUUCCCGUUGGAGGUGACGGUCACUGACAGCCGUCUAAGCCAGGUGAAGGGAUGGAAGGUGCCGGACGAACUCUCUUCUUCGAAGAACAAGCGGAGCUUGAACGACACGGAGGACGAGGAGCUGGAGCGUUCGAAGAGGAGCCCAUCCGCCGAGGAGAGGUUCCGGGGCGACAGGUGGUCGGAUUCUAGCGCCGGUACCGAAGACCGGACGGCCAGCUGCAGGCUGCGUUUCCAGCAGAGUCCGGUCGAGGUCCACGCCAGGUUCUUGGCGGCCGAUCACGACUCGGGCCGGGUCUCGUAUUUCGUGAAUCGGCGGACCUGGCUCCGGGUCACGGACCUCGUCGUCGGGCUGCUCCGCGUCUCGGACCACCGCUUCGCCACCCUCCAAGGAAGAAUAGUCCAGGGUCGCAGCUUCGGCAGGACCGAGGUCCAGGUCGUCUCUCCAAUCACCGGCCGCGUCAUCGGCGCCAAGGAGGUCAAGGUCGUCAGCGACCGCGUCUCGGUCGCACACCUGUCGGUCCGCGUUGUCUCAGGACUACAGCUCACCAUCUCACCGGACACCGCCAUCGAGAAUGGUUACAUCGCCGAGACGUCAGUCACCCGAAGACUAACCGCUCAGUAUCAGGAGGGCCUGCUGGACAUCGACAUCGAGUUUUCGGACGGAUCCCACACGCCUCUGAGGGAGGUGACGGUGAACGACUAUCACUUGCUUGUCGAGAGCUUGGACCCGGAGGUUGUGGCCUUUGCGCCAAUGGUCGCGUCGCAUCACCCCAGGGUUAUAGCCGUCGGUGAAGGUCGGGGUCACCUUUUGCGGGUGACUCUUCAGCUAGCCGAUAUCUGUCGGCUGCCAAAUCGGCGGUCGAAAAAUUCACCCAGACCACCGGUAGCGCCUCUGGCAACGGCAGCCGCCCAUGUCGAGGUUGACUUUGCGUCCAGCGAUCUGCCCAACCGACCAGAAUUCGUCCAGAACGACGGUGGCGGCAUGGUCGGCUCUCACAGGGAGAGAAAGAACGGAAAGGAGGUGGCGCCCGACCUCCACGAUAUUUUGAUCGGGGUACCAAUGAAAGACGAGAACAACCACGAGCCCACGGUGCAGGCGCAUCAGGCGCGUCAGGCGCAGCAGCACCACACGGCUAUAGCUAAUGGCAUGUCUUCAGGGGGAAUGGGUGGCGUUGGGAUCCGUCAUCACGGCGGUCCGCACAUGACACCUCUAGAGAUCGGCAUGUACGUCCUGUUGGCCGCGUUCUGUUUCGCGAUCGUCGUAUUCGUCGUCUCCUGCGUCGUUUACGCCAGCAAAUUCAAGCCCCAGCCUCCGGACUACCCCUUGCCCACCAUCCCUGUUCUCGGCGCCGCCAGGGCCGCUGCCAGUCAACUGGCCCCGAAUCGCCGCCCCCGGGAAUCCACUACCAACGCUCACGACUGGGUCUGGCUGGGACGAGCGACCCUCGAAAGGGCCGCAUGUGCCCCUCAGCAGGUUCGCGUCACCAGCAAUCCCCUAGCUGCCGAACCCGAGGAAGAAUCCGGGGAGCUCGGGACCAGCUUCGACAACCCAAAUCACAUCGAGCUCCCGUCUGCGCGGCCAUCGGCGCCGGUUCCGAUCGACACGACGACCUACUGUAAGAAGGACAAAACGCCACGUCACUCGAGCAACAACAAGUCGACAAGCAUGCAGCCGAAGACGUCGUCGACGCAGAUCGACAACAACGACCUUCCCCCGCCGCUGCCGCCGCACGGCAUUCCGCCGACGACAUCGAGCGAGAACGCGAACGGGAACAACGAGGACUACAAACCCCCGGUUCCACCCCACCGGAACACCGGCGUCAUAGCGCGGUUCCCUGAGACCCCGAAGAAGCAUCAUCACAGGGCAUCGAGCGGCAGCCAUGGAAACCAUCGGCACAGUAAGCAUCACAGUAAAUCGCACAAGCAGCACCAGGAACAGAGCGGCAAGACGGGGGAGAACGAAUCGCGGGAGAACAACACGGAGGAGGAGUUCGUAGAGCUGAGGAACUACGAAGACAAGCGUGGCGUCAAGGACAAGCUGAAGGAGGUGAAGAGGGCCACCAUAGUCGGGAACCCGAUGUACUCCUCCCAGGAACAAGAGGAAAUGGCGCUGGACGACCUGAACCUAGGCAUGGACUACGAUCAGAUUAUGCAGUACUUUGACAAUUUGAAGGAGUCGAAUGCCUAGGUAAGGGCCUCGGAUAUUAAUUUAAGGACCAGGCAGCCACCCGAUUGCGUUUGAAAAUGUUACUCUGAGAUUUGUUGCACCGCAGGAAUCAGGGCUCGUUCUGACUGAGUAUAUAUGGUUUCGCUGAGACCAGGGAGGAAGAAGGAAAGUUUUCGAGCCUGUUUAUACGUAACUUAUAUCACUUCUCGCCGAUUAGCCGAUUACUUUUUUCUAUAACUAUAGUAAGCGAUAAGCACCAAAGUCGACUUCCGUGCUGGCUCAGAGUAAACUUUCCAAUUAACGAUUCUAUUAUGCUUAAAUGAUGAAUAUUAAGUCAGCAUUUCCCUGAUUCCAAACGUGUGUUUCGUUUUCACUUGAUACGCUGAUUGUGAGAGCGAUACGAUUCUUGCGCAACGGGUGCUAAGCUGUCCGUUAGGCUAUAUUCUAGUCAGCUUCCUAGCAGCACAUCCAAUUACACAUCAUAAUGAUAACUUUAUAUACAUACAUACAUAAAUAUAGAUAUAUAUACAUAUAUAUAUAUAUAUAUAUAUAUAUGUGUGUAUACAUAUAUACAGUGAAUCAGUGACGGCUGGUGACUACAUAAUCGCAAUUGUUUCUUACGUUCGAGAAAUAAAAUUGAAUUGAACGAAACGCUGCAACGCGCCUAUACGCAAAAAGAAAGAAAACAAAAUAGGUCUAAAAAUUAUAAACAUACAUAUAUAUGUGUGCAUAAGUAUAUAUAUAUAUCGUAUGCUGUGUGACAUUUAUAUCAGAUCGAAUAUUGAAUUGUCUGUUUAAAAAACCAAACAAAAGUUUAGAUUGAAAAAGGAAAAAUUUGA